This is a messenger RNA of Pocillopora meandrina, 432 nucleotides long. The record is from the annotation of a GenBank genome assembly. NCBI's taxonomy places the organism in Eukaryota, Metazoa, Cnidaria, Anthozoa, Scleractinia, Pocilloporidae.
AUGGAGGUACAUUCACGAGCUCACAACUUGAGUGCAGAAUACUACGGAAACUGGAAAUCUUUUCUUGUUGUCCUAUCUCUUAUCGUAGGUGGGUUAUCGGCAGUAUAUAAAGGUCUCGGCGUGAAAGUGCCGCUACCAGACGAUCCCAAAUCAACAAUGAUUGCCAUUGGGAUCAUCGCCAUCGGCGUGGGCGCCUUUGUCAUCCGACGAUGCCACAGUGCGGCGUCUAAUUUACGCGAGAGACACUUCAGAGCCGAGAAAAAAUGCCAGAAUAUUGCAAACAGAGCUAGGUCUGUUUUGAAGGAAGCGCACGAAAACAAAAAAUCGACGAGUUACAUAAAGGAUCGAUAUGAAUCACUGCUUAAGGAUUCGGAAGACUCCAGCGAGAUAGAAAUAGAACCCUGGGCUAUUAAAAAAGCUUCGAAGCAAUGA